GAGGAGGAAGCGGCGGCGCGCGCGGCGAUCGAGGACGAGGAGGCGGGGCACGACCAAGGAGCGUCCCCAGGCGCGCCCGGCGAGGACGCCCUGCUGGCGGCGGAGCUGCAAUCCGCCGACGCGGCGCACGCAGACCAUGACAUGCAGCAGCAGUACCAUCAGCACCACCACCACCAGCAGCACCAGCAGCACCAACAGCACCACCAGCAGCACCACCAGCAGCAGGCGGGCAGCGGCGGCGAAGAGCAGCUAGACGAGAGGCGCGCCCGCGCGCUCGACGACCACACCACGGCGGCGGCCGGCGCACUGCACGCGGGAGCCUACUUCCCCAGCAUGCGGCUGCGGGCGGACAGCUUCCCCGUGGGGCUGUACCACAUCAAGGCGGAGGCCGGCGGCAGCCCGGACCCCGCCGCCUCGCCCUUCCACCACCAGGUGGUGCCCGGCGGGUACACGUUCCGCGAGGACGCCAAGGACGGCCUGGAGGAGGCGCUGCCCGCGCCCUUCAAGGCGCAGGAGGACGACUUCCGGCGCGCCACCUACGCCUACCAGCACGCCACCGAGGAGUACUUGCGCCACCAGAGCGCG
Gryllus bimaculatus (two-spotted cricket) is the source of this 585-nucleotide messenger RNA. The record is from the annotation of a GenBank genome assembly. Lineage: Eukaryota; Metazoa; Arthropoda; Insecta; Orthoptera; Gryllidae.